This is a messenger RNA of Chironomus riparius, 1999 nucleotides long. The record is from the annotation of a GenBank genome assembly. NCBI's taxonomy places the organism in Eukaryota, Metazoa, Arthropoda, Insecta, Diptera, Chironomidae.
UUUGUACGUGGUUAAAAGUAAAUCGUGAUAUUAAAACAAAAAAGUAUUAUUUGAUUGAAAUAGUUUAAACAGAAUGGCAUUUUUAACACUUUAUUUGCUUUAUGUCAUUAUUGUAUUAUUUUUGAUAAUUUAUUUAAAAUUGGUAUUUAAAUGUAAACGUGCUGUAAAAAUCUCUGACAGUGUUAAGAGACACAUUGAAAAAAAUCAUAAAAAUAGUGAUCAAUAUUUGGUGCAACCACCUGGGCCACUGCCACUUCCAUUGAUUGGAAAUUUAGCCUUACUGGGAAAAUAUGAUGUGCCUUUCGAAGGUUUUAGUGCUUUGAGCAAGAUUUAUGGUGAUGUCUACAGUUUAACUCUUGGAACAAUAAGGUGUGUCGUUGUUAAUAAUUUAGAAACAAUCAAGGAAGUCCUGAAUCAAAAUGGUAUAUUUUUUGGUGGUCGACCAGAUUUUGAGAGGUUCCAUAGAAUUUUCGGAGGUGAUCGGAAUAAUUCUCUUGCAUUAUGCGACUGGUCAAAUCUUCAGCAAAAAAGGCGUAAUUUAGCAAGAAAACAUUGUUCACCUAGAAAUAAUACAGACUAUUUCGAAAAAUUGAAUGAAGUAGGAUGUACAGAAGUUGAAAAAUGCAUUGAGCAUAUGAAAAAAAUGGUCCAAGACACAGCAGGAGAAAUUCAUAUGAAACCAAUGAUUAUGGAAACAUGUGCAAAUUUAUUCUUGGGUUAUAUGUGCUCAACAAGAUUUGAAUAUGAUGAUAUUGAUUUUAAAAAUAUGGUUAGAAGUUUUGAUGAAAUUUUUUGGGAAAUAAAUCAGGGUUAUGCCGUUGAUUUUCUUCCAUGGCUCAGUCCUUUUUAUAAGAAACACAUGCAAACUCUCGACUCAUGGGCUAAAGUCAUACGAAAAUUUAUCUUAAAUCGAGUGAUUGGCAACCGAGACGAAAAGAUAAGAAUGCAGAAUGAAAAUGAUGACGACUUUACUGACGCACUUCUGAGAUCUUUGGCAAAGGAGGAAAAUGUUACCAAAAAUACAAUAAUAUUCAUGCUUGAAGACUUUUUAGGAGGACACAGUGCUAUAGGAAACCUUGUGUAUCUUUCUUUGGGAUACAUUGCCAAGUAUCCACAAAUUGGAAAAAGAAUUCAAGAAGAAAUCCAUGCAAUGUCACAGAAUGGAAAGCGAAAAAUCACACUUCAUGAUGCAGAAGACAUGCCAUUUACGAUUGCAACUUUAUUCGAAAUUUUAAGACAUACAUCAUCACCAAUAGUCCCUCAUGUUGCUACAGAAAACUCUUUGAUCAAUGGAUACGGGAUUUUCAAAGACACGAUUGUUUUUAUUAAUAAUUACGAAUUGAAUAUGAGCGAAAAAUACUGGGAACAUCCAAAAGAAUUCAACCCUGAGAGAUUUUUAGAAUAUGUUCCCGUACAUAAAUUAAAGAAGGACAAUGCACUGGAUUCUUCAAUGGUUCUUCGCGUCAAGAAAAAUAUUCCACAAUUUCUUCCAUUCUCGAUUGGCAAGAGAACAUGCAUUGGACAAAAUCUUGUUAAAUCAUACUCGUUUCUUAUGCUGAUAAAUAUUCUCCAAAAUUUCGAUGUAUCCUGUGAAAAUACUGAAAACAUAAAGAUGUAUAAAGCAUGUCUUGCAGUUCCACCAGAAACAUACUCACUCAAAUUUACAGCAAGAAGAUAGUUAAAUAUAUAAACAAAAAUUAAGUUGAUUUUUAAAAUUAGUUAUAAUGUUCCAGUGACUUGCAUGGAUGCCACACUUUUUAUUUGCCGCCACGUUUUACUUUUAAAAGACUGCUUUUAAAUUUCCUUAAUAAAAAGGACUACAGAGGAAUAAUUCUUUUAUAAGCCAUCUCUUAUAACUGCUUAUUAAAAUUUUUAUUUUUCAAAAGAAUUUUCUAAGACUGAUGAUUUGCAACUUGAAACUUUUCGAUUUUAUUAAAAUCUUUAAGUUUAAAACAUAAGCAUUUAAAAUUAAGAAGUUUUGUAUCAUUUGAUGCAAUUU